GCCGAGGGCUGCGACGGUCGCCCCCGCUGGAUGGGUCCCGCCAAUUGGCGGCCGGGCGGCCUCGCCUCCCACGCCCGCGCGUCGACGGCCGAGGGCGUCGAGACCCGCGGGCCCUCCGGCGACACGCUCGCGAUCAUCGGGGCAAGCCUGGAGGGCAUGCAGGUUGAGGCGCAGGCGCCAGAUAUC
Molecule: messenger RNA, 186 nt
Organism: Prorocentrum cordatum
Lineage: Eukaryota; Dinophyceae; Prorocentrales; Prorocentraceae
Source: the annotation of a GenBank genome assembly